Molecule: messenger RNA, 1338 nt
Organism: Trichophyton rubrum CBS 118892
Lineage: Eukaryota; Fungi; Ascomycota; Eurotiomycetes; Onygenales; Arthrodermataceae
Exons: 3
Coding region: 1-1338 (445 amino acids)
Biological process (GO): maturation of SSU-rRNA from tricistronic rRNA transcript (SSU-rRNA, 5.8S rRNA, LSU-rRNA)
Cellular component (GO): nucleolus; small-subunit processome
Molecular function (GO): protein binding
Source: RefSeq, a predicted model, not a curated record
AUGAAAAUCAAAGCUCUUUCUCGGUCUGCUGCUGCACAGCAGACUCCUGGUACCAAUGUCCAAAGGGUACAGCGGAAUAUUGAUCCAUCCCAACAUCCGUUUGAACGAGCUCGCGAAUAUACAAGAGCCCUUAAUGCAGUCAAGAUGGAGAGAAUGUUUGCUUCCCCGUUUAUUGCGCAGCUAGGAAAUGGACAUGUCGAUGGUGUUUAUAGCAUGGCGAAGGAUCCAAUUUCCCUCGAACGGUUCGCCAGCGGGAGCGGAGAUGGUGUUGUGAAGAUCUGGGAUUUGACCACACGAGAUGAAAUAUGGCAUGCACAGGCGCAUGAAAAUAUUGUUAAAGGGAUGUGCUGGACUUCCGAUAGAAAACUCCUUUCGUGUGCCAGUGACAAGACCGUCAAACUUUUCGACCCAUACAAUACCCCCUCUGAGUCCGCUCCGCUUGCAACGUACCUUGGUCAAGGCGCGUUUACCAGCGUAUCACACCACGAGACGCAUCCAUCAUUUGCCGUAGCUUCAUCCGUCAUAUCAAUCUAUGACCUUUCAAGGCCUUCAUCUACUCCCUCGGAGACUCUUAGCUGGCCAACUAGUACAGAUACCAUUACGUCCCUAGCCUUCAACCGCACUGAGACAUCCAUUUUAGGCUCGACUGCCACUGACAGAUCCAUUGUGAUGUAUGACCUGCGUACCUCAUCACCAGUCUCCAAGGUGAUAUUGACUCUUGCUUCAAACGCAAUAUCUUGGAACCCCAUGGAAGCAUUCAACUUCGCUGUCGCAAAUGAAGAUCAUAACAUAUACAUUUUCGAUAUGAGAAAGAUGGACCGCGCUUUGAACGUUCUCAAAGAUCAUGUUGCAGCUGUUAUGGAUGUCGAAUUCAGUCCAACUGGUGAAGAACUGGUAUCUGCAUCUUAUGAUCGUACUAUUAGACUUUGGAACCGGGAGAAAGGACACUCAAGGGAUGUUUACCAUACAAAGAGAAUGCAAAGAGUUUUCUCGGCAAAAUUUACCCCAGACAACAACUAUGUUUUAUCUGGAUCCGAUGAUGGUAAUAUACGACUUUGGAGGUCAAAUGCUUCCUCCAGAGGAGGUAUUAAGAGUGCCAAAGAACGUCAAAAACUGCAGUAUGAUGAAGCCCUGAAACGCCGGUAUGCUCAUAUGCCUGAAAUCCGCCGUAUCAAACGGCAUCGACACCUGCCCAAAGCUAUAAAGAAGGCCGGUGAAAUUAAGGGAGAAGAGAUAAAGGCAUUGAAGAGACGUGAAGAAAACGUGAGGAAGAAUAGCAAGGUAGUGAAGCCGCGUCGAAGCGAGAGAGAGAAGAUGGUCUUGGCAACAGAAAAGUAA